Messenger RNA from Erigeron canadensis, 919 nucleotides. Its product is annotated as kunitz trypsin inhibitor 5-like. Gene Ontology annotation, molecular function: endopeptidase inhibitor activity. The coding region runs from base 88 to 771 and encodes 227 amino acids. NCBI's taxonomy places the organism in Eukaryota, Viridiplantae, Streptophyta, Magnoliopsida, Asterales, Asteraceae. The transcript has 2 exons. The record is from RefSeq and is a predicted model, not a curated record.
AUCGUGUUCCUCGUACUCUUCAGAAGAUAUUUAUUUUUAGUAACAUUCAUUCAAUUCAACUUUUUCCAAUAAUAUCUAAAUAUCAUAAUGAAGAUGAUAUUUUAUAUCUUAUCCUUAAUUAGCUUCAUCAUCCUCACCACAACAUUCCCACCCCUAGCCACAGCUUCCGAUGUAAUAUACGAUUCAGCCGGUAACAAGCUUUUAAGGGGCAUUCCUUACUUCAUUCUCCCCCUCCUACGUGGCACGAGUGGUGGUCUCACUCUUUCUCGGAGCAGGAAAGAUGCAUGCCCACUUGACGUCACUCAAGAACCAUUUGAGCUCAAUUUUGGCGUCCCCUUCACGUUUACCCCCAUUGUGUUAGAUGAAGAUUAUGUUCAUGCAUCGUAUCCGGUUUCCAUUGAAGCAGAUGUUGCAGACCCUUGUAAGGGUUCAAAUAUCUUGAAGGUCUCGACAACAGCAGAACUGUCUGCUGUUGUGAAGAAGCUAGUUGGUUCCCCUCCUGGUACUAAAACAAUUACAACCGGCGGAGAAUUUAAUACGCCAGAGAGUUGCUUCCAGUUUGUAGAAGAUGAUGUGAUGCCGGGAUUGAGAAGCUACCAAAUUCAGUUAUGUCCGUUUAAAUGUGGUUCGAAUAGUACUACUAGUAGUCUUACUUGCUACAACAUUGGAAUUACACCAGACGAAUCCGGCAAGGGAUUUCUUUCUCUAACUGAUGCCAUGUUUCCGGUUGUUUUCUCUAAUACGUUUAGCAAGCCCGUUCAAUCACAGUAGUUCUCAAGUGGCCACGGAUUCGUAAAUUCUUUUACACAUUUUGUAACGUCAUGCAAAAUGAUGCUAAAUAAUCACUCGUAGUUAAUUAUAUAUGUAAUGUAUCUUAACAACAAACCAUGAAUCAUAAUAAAAUAAAUUGAGGAUGCUA